Molecule: messenger RNA, 184 nt
Organism: Amoebophrya sp. A25
Lineage: Eukaryota; Dinophyceae; Syndiniales; Amoebophryaceae
Source: the annotation of a GenBank genome assembly
AUUGAAUAGUGCUGUACAGCUUUCGUCUGCUUCGUCAGUUGCUCCGCAAUUACAGAGAGAUGGUGCAGAAGAGCACGACAGUGUUCUCGCGAGUUCGAAGCGGCAGUUUUCAUUCGAAGCUGCUUAUAGGCUACAAGACUUCACACACAAUUCUUUCCUCACCUCUGCGCGAACAACACCAGUG